Messenger RNA from Cercocebus atys (sooty mangabey), 1420 nucleotides. RefSeq names its product rhomboid, veinlet-like 3 (Drosophila) (gene RHBDL3). Bases 16 to 1230 code for a protein of 404 amino acids. The transcript has 9 exons. Gene Ontology annotation, cellular component: membrane. Gene Ontology annotation, molecular function: calcium ion binding; serine-type endopeptidase activity. The record is from RefSeq and is a predicted model, not a curated record. Lineage: Eukaryota; Metazoa; Chordata; Mammalia; Primates; Cercopithecidae.
GACCCCGUCUCGGCCAUGGGCGAGCACCCCAGUCCGGGCCCCGCGGUGGCCGCCUGCGCCGAGGCGGAGCGCAUCGAGGAGCUGGAACCCGAGGCCGAGGAGCAGCUGCCCGCGGCGCCGGAGGACCACUGGAAAGUCCUGUUUGAUCAGUUUGACCCUGGGAACACAGGCUAUAUCAGCACAGGCAAGUUCCGGAGUCUUCUGGAGAGCCACAGCUCCAAGCUGGACCCUCACAAAAGGGAGGUACUCCUGGCCCUUGCCGACAGCCACGCGGAUGGGCAGAUCUGCUACCAUGAUUUUAUCAGCCUAAUGAGCAACAAGCGUUCCAACAGCUUCCGCCAAGCCAUCCUGCAGGGCAACCGCAGGCUAAGCAGCAAGGCUCUGCUGGAGGAGAAGGGGCUGAGCCUGUCUCAACGACUCAUCCGCCACGUGGCCUAUGAGACCCUGCCCCGGGAAAUUGACCGCAAGUGGUACUAUGACAGCUACACCUGCUGCCCCCCACCCUGGUUCAUGAUCACAGUCACGCUGCUGGAGGUUGCCUUUUUCCUCUACAAUGGGGUGUCGCUAGGUCAAUUUGUACUGCAGGUAACUCAUCCACGUUACUUGAAGAACUCCCUGGUUUACCACCCACAGCUGCGAGCACAGGCUUGGCGCUACCUGACAUACAUCUUCAUGCAUGCAGGGAUAGAACACCUGGGACUCAAUGUGGUGCUGCAGCUGCUGGUGGGGGUGCCCCUGGAGAUGGUGCAUGGAGCCACCCGAAUUGGGCUUGUCUACGUGGCCGGCGUUGUGGCAGGGUCCUUGGCGGUAUCUGUGGCUGACAUGACCGCUCCAGUUGUGGGCUCUUCUGGAGGGGUGUAUGCUCUCGUCUCUGCCCAUCUGGCCAACAUCGUCAUGAACUGGUCAGGAAUGAAGUGCCAGUUCAAGCUGCUGCGGAUGGCUGUGGCCCUUAUCUGUAUGAGCAUGGAGUUUGGGCGGGCUGUGUGGCUCCGCUUCCACCCGUCGGCCUAUCCCCCGUGCCCUCACCCAAGCUUCAUGGCGCACUUGGGUGGCGUGGCCGUGGGCAUCACCCUGGGCGUGGUGGUCCUGAGGAACUACGAGCAGAGGCUCCAGGACCAGUCGCUGUGGUGGAUUUUUGUGACCAUGUACACCGUCUUCGUGCUGUUUGCUGUCUUCUGGAACAUCUUUGCCUACACCCUGCUGGACUUGAAGCUGCCGCCUCCUCCCUGAGGGCUGGAGGCCCGAGGUGGGGGAGGGGAGGGAAAAGCAGCGCCCACAGGGAGCGCCUGUGAGGUUUUUUCUCAUCACCAGCUCAGCUAGGCCAGGCAGGCGAGGACAGAAGACUCCGGGCUGCUGUAAUGUUUGUGUUUAGAUUUGGACAGACAGUGGAGACCCUUUUCUGAAAGGCACCUGGCGGAGG